Molecule: messenger RNA, 1528 nt
Organism: Tribolium castaneum (red flour beetle)
Lineage: Eukaryota; Metazoa; Arthropoda; Insecta; Coleoptera; Tenebrionidae
Exons: 6
Coding region: 69-1424 (451 amino acids)
Molecular function (GO): protein binding
Source: RefSeq, a predicted model, not a curated record
CUAGCCGGUUUAUAUCAGUUUUUGAUCUGACAGAAAAAAAUUCCCAAUCAAAUAGAAACGAUAAGCUAAUGGACGAUCACGAUUCCGCCUAUUACCUAAGAUCGAAAAAACGAAAAGUUGACGAUGGUGAGGAGGCCACUUGUUCGUAUUCUAACAAAAAUCCCUUCAAACGAAAAAACCCAAUAAUGCUGAUGCCCCUAGAGAUUCUCCAGAACGUCUUUAAAUUCAUAACGUACCAAGAACUCAGUGAGAAAGUGAGAAAAGUCAAUCGCAAGUUCAAGCUAGCAGCUGAAGAUUUAUUAAACAAGACAUUUAAGAGCUUGGCGAAGAAAUUACAGCACUUAACAGCCACCACUUUCAAGGCGAUUGAGGCCACUCAAGACGAUAUGGAAAUUAAGUGUUUAUGCCGACUAUUAAAUUUAUUAGACAUAAUUAAUUUUCAACAAACUGUGAUAAUGGCCACUAUAUGGCGUUACGUCUACAACGAAUUUUAUCGAACUCCGAAAAGUUGCAUGUAUGGAGGUUUAAUUUUAGAUCUUUUUGAACACUUUCUUUACAAAUUUACGACAAAACCGUAUCAAAUUUACGGCCCCGCCGUUGUAAAAGACUACGCUUUACCAGAGGACGUAAAACACAUCAUACAUUUAACAAAAAACUUUUGCAUCCACUUUGACAAAGUGAGCGAAGAACCGAUUAAAAAUGCAUUGAGUGUUAGUGGUUGUAAAAUUGUCGAUCUUCUCGACUGCGCAACAUACGCCUCGAAAAAUGUGAUUUUUGAACGAAUAACUGGUAAUACUUUCUCGGCCAAGUAUUGUUAUUACCUUCAAAAUGCUUGGUUUGUGGCAUUUGGGAUACCGCCAGAUAAAGAAAUGUCCCUAAAACAGAAGCAGCGUAUGAUGCAUAUGAGAAUUAGGAGAAUUAUCCUGGCACAUACUGAAAUGUUCAUGCAACAGAACCACUACGAAAGAGAAACUUUAGUGAGAGCUAAUCCAAUCAUUAAGAAACCAAGUGUUGUUGUCUACACUGGAUAUGGUGACGUGCAUGAUACUUUUUUCUGCUAUGGGGCCAUGAACGAUGCUGCAUAUCUGCAAAAGUUUCAUUUGCACGAAGAUCAGCAAGACGAAGAUGUGGAGGAUGAACUACACAAUGAUGAAGUAAUGCCAAAUCCUGAAGGUGUGGAUCAACAAGACGAAUUCUUUCUUAUUCCUCACUUGGGCUUAGACAUCGACAUCCGAAUUGAUUGUCCGUUAGCUUAUGCUCCUUAUAAAUACAUAAUCGAUAAUGAGGAAAUGAUCAGAGACGAGGAAAAAUCAUCCAAUGGAAUGUUUAAUCUUUGUAUCCAAUUUAAUUUUCCUGGUGCACAUUAUCCAAGAUUACCUACUGCAUAUAGUUAUCACAAGAGGAUAUCCACACGACAGUAUUAAUUUUUAGUAUUUAGAAAAUAUCGCCGUUUUUUGGUCAUCUUUAUAUCAUUUUUAGCAUACCCUGUAUACAGGUUGAAUAAUUAAAACAUGUCAUUUUUAAGAAA